UGCAAUAUUUGUAUAUAGCCUAGUAUAACAUUUGAGGUUGAGGCAUCCUGUCAGAAAGAGACAGUUUGACACCAUGCAGAAUCUCCAAAAACUCUAGGAUGGAUCUUCUUAAAUGGAUCUUCAAUCUUCUAAUGGUCCUGGUAAUCAUUACAUCCCUGUAUUUGCACUACUGUGGAAAACAUGAGAUGAUGCGAAGUGAAAUGACAGACAGAUUUAAAUUACUGAACUGCAUGAAACUUCGUCAAAGGUUCUCCAACAUCACUCUAGCAAAGAGUAUUGAUGUGAUGAAUGUCACUAGGUAUCUCUCAGCAUUAAUGAGCUGUCCACAUGUGUCCAAUAAGACCAAAAAGGAUCUAAACAGAUUAAUGCUGCGUUUGUGUUGUAAUGCCACGGAUUCAUUAUACCUGACAAAGAAGAACACCGCUUUAAAUCAAAGUAUUACAUAUGAGACCUCAAACAGGGUGUACAAAGUGGAAGCUGCACUUCACAAAAUUCUACCCGAGGACUUUCUAUGGAGCAGCCGUGGUCAUCUGGGCCGAUGUGCUGUGGUGGGCAAUGGAGGGAUUCUGAAGAACAGCAGUUGUGGAAGAGAGAUUGACAGUGCAGACUUCGUCAUCAGGUUGAACUUGGCUCCCAUUAAUGACAGUGAUGUUGGGCUGAAGUCUGAUCUUGUGACCGUCAAUCCCAGUCAGCUCUCUGCAGAAAACAUGGCUGCGAAUCCAGGUCCGUUGGUGGGGCGCGUGAGCGUGUAUGGAAAUGCGCCUCUGAUAAUUCCAGCCUUCGCAUACACAGUGUGCACUGCAGUGUCAAUUAAAACCCUCCAGGUUCUCCAGACGCUCAGACCUCAGCAGCCCGUGGUGUUCUUUAGUCCCUACUACCUCAAGUCAUUGGACCGUUUCUGGAAGAGGAAGGGGCUGAAAGCAAAACGCCUCUCCACAGGUUUCAUGUUAGUUAAUACGGCUCUAGAGCUGUGUGAUGAUGUCCGUUUGUAUGGAUUCUGGCCAUUUGACGUCAAUCUAAAGCAGCAGAUACUUCAACACCAUUAUUACGACAACAAACCACCCAAUCUGCACAUACAUGCCAUGCCAGAGGAGUUUUUCCAAUUGUUACAGCUUCACAGCCAGGGGGCGCUAACACUGCAACUACAACCCUGCUUAUAACUCCCUCUCUCUCUCUCUCUCUCUCUCUCUCUCUCUCUCUCUCUGUCUCUCUCUCUCUCUCUCUCUCUCUCUCUCUCUCUCUCUCUCUCUCUCUCUCUCUCUCAUGCACACAUUUGUGGUUUUCGGGGAGUCUCCAUAGGUGGCAUUGUUUUUAUACUGUACAAGCUUACUUCUUACAGUAAAGUACUGGCAUUUUUUUAACCAUACGUCCGUUGUGAUAUCCAUGUCAUUAUACUCAUUUGUGUCCUCAUAAACCACAAAUGCAAGCACACACACAUUCUCAUAGGGCACCUGUUAAAUAAUUAACAUGGUUUAAGUUCCCGCUGUUCUCGUAGAAUACCUCUAGACGAAUUCUCGAUCUCAUAGAGCAAGAAGACACACGAGACGUAUAUUUCCUUACUCCAAAAGUUUAUUCCAGAAUACAGUGAUUUAUAUGAGCGUUUUCAAAGGGGAGUUUUACCCCUCUAGCCAAUGAAACAAAAGAUGACAUAUGUUGUAUUCAUGCCAAAAGAUAUGUUCUUAUAUAAGAUAAAGGAAAUUAUGAACAUAUAAGAAACACUGUUGGACACUGAAAAACACUUCUUCUUGUGAAGUAUCAAAAGUGUAGAGCAAACUCAUUCAACCCACGACUGAACCCUUCUAACAUGUUAGAAGGAUAUUAUAUAUAAUAUAUACUACAGAACACUAGGGGGAGAUAUAAAGAAAAUCACGCCUAGGAGGAGGGAAAAAGAUCAGACAGAAAGAGUCUAAGGGAGAGUGUGUUCAAAUCUAACAGCACCUUUUUCUGAUGCUUGGACAGAAAUCUUUUAAUAUUUUCUAUUUUGCAUUUGUUUUCUGCUUUACUUGAAAAGCGCUCCGACCCGAUGGCUACGCAAACAGAAUAAUGUCAUUAGAGUGCAAAGUCAUCAAAGUAUAUCCCUGUGUAUUGAGGAAGAGGCUGAACUGUGAAAGUUACGAAAUGAAAUCAGCGGUUUUGUUUCGGAUUUAGCUUCACUCAAAUGGGAAAUUUCCGAUAUACUCAUUAAACCUGUUUGCUAUUCACAUUUCAAAAAGAAUGAUCGGUAAGUCUGGAUUUGAAUGUUCACACCGACUUCCAAACUAAAAAUCAAACCACUAGCUUUAAAAACACUUAUAAUAUCACUGAUAAAAAUAGAGUAACAAGAUUAUGUAAAUUCUUGAAUGCCUUGUGUGUUCAAUAGAAACCAACAGCCUUAAAUAACAGUGAAAUCAUCCAUGUGAUGUUUUUCUUACACUUUUAUAUCUUAUCUACCUUCUUAUCUGUGCAAACAAUAUUUUGUCAUGAUGGUCCCUUACGAGCAUUCUGCUGACAAUAAGUAAUUUUGCAUCUACAUCUAACAUCUACAUCUUUCAUUAUAAGUAGACUGUGUAAUUAUUAUCUGAUAACUCUUUAUUGUGAUGAUCUAUUGUGAUGGUCACCUUUAUUAAGAAUCAUAUGAUGCUUCUUGAUGUCUGUGUCUAAAAAUACUAGUUUUCAAAGACUCUUAUGCACGAUGUGCUCUAGAUGAUGAACUAUUGUAACAUAACUAUAAGAGCAGCUCUCUGCUUACAUGCUUUAGUUCCAGAAGAUCGAUUACUCAAAAUCUAGACAUAUGAAGAAAACAAAGUUAUUUUGGGCAUAAUCAAGUUAAUGCCUUGACUUAUUCAUGUGAAAGUAGCUGACAACUGCUUACUAUGCAGCACUGAGUUCUCUGCGUCUCAACAGUACACACGACAUUAUGGAGAGAGAUCAAAUACAAAAAGUCAAGGGUCAAGAGCCCAACUAAAGCUAUCACUGAUCCCCAUGAUGGUAAAACAUCACCAUCUGAUCCUCCGUAAUUGUUAAAAACUGCAGGUGUUCAUCUGAUGCUCCAUAAUUGUCAAGAUCCGCAGGUGUUCAUCACUGAUGCACAAUCAUCACUUAAUGAUCGUUGAGGACUUGACUCUAGACUUGCCUUUGUCUUGAAAAUAAUAAAUGUGUUCAACUUUGCAGUGCUGACAAAUACACCGAUCGGUGUCCGCAGCGCCGCUUUAAGUCAAACACAACUUUUGGUUUCUGGUCUGGUGAAAUCAGCUGCUGAGUUCAUGGCUGGAAUCAACAUGUGGCAGGACUCUACAUCUCUGGAGCUCCGUUGCUGAAGAGCAUUGAACCGUUUUCUCCCGUAUUCUACUGUACAGAUGUCAAUUUACUUUUUCUUCAACCUGAGGUUUACUCAUUGCACUUUUUGGUGUGAAAGGUAUAUGAGUAACGUUGCAUUGUGACCGCUAUUUUGAAUUCUGUCGCGUCGCUGUGAAAGUGACGUGAUGACUUGAGCUUGAGUUGAAAGCAAAGUAAAGAUGCUAGAUGUUCGCUAAUAUGAUGUUCCCAGAUACCACAGUAUAUUUGCUAUAAAUAUACUUUUUUAGAGAGUAAAUAGUAGCGAAUAACACAAUAUUGUAAUGCAUUACUUUUAAAAUUUAGAAUUUAUUCUAACCCUA
Messenger RNA from Puntigrus tetrazona (Sumatra barb), 3635 nucleotides. RefSeq names its product alpha-2,8-sialyltransferase 8E-like. Bases 99 to 1160 code for a protein of 353 amino acids. Gene Ontology annotation, molecular function: alpha-N-acetylneuraminate alpha-2,8-sialyltransferase activity. Gene Ontology annotation, biological process: oligosaccharide metabolic process; N-glycan processing. The record is from RefSeq and is a predicted model, not a curated record. Lineage: Eukaryota; Metazoa; Chordata; Actinopteri; Cypriniformes; Cyprinidae. The transcript is spliced from 8 exons.